GCAGCCCUUGGGGCCCAGCCGCUUCCGGGGGGACGUGGCUGAGGGAGGCGAAAUGGCGGCGGGGCCGGGCCCCGGCGCGCAGGGUGGGGAGGCGGACGAGCUGUUCGACGUGAGGAACAGCUUCUACAUCGGCGCCUACCAGGCCGCCAUCAACGAGGCGCAGCGCGUCAAGCCUUCCAACCCCGAGAAGGAGGUGGAGAGGGACGUGUUCCUGUUCCGAGCCUACAUUGCCCAGAGAAAAUACGGCGUUGUCCUGGACGAAAUUAAAGCCAACGCUAGUCCCGAGCUCCAAGCGGUGCGCAUGUUUGCAGAAUAUCUCUCAAAUGAGAGUCAAAGGGAUGCAAUAGUUGCUGAUUUGGACAAGAAAAUGGCAAAAAGCGUUGAUGUAGCUAAUACGACUUUCUUGCUGAUGGCUGCUUCCAUCUAUUUCCACGACAAAAACCCCGAUGCAGCCCUGCGUACCCUCCAUCAAGGGGAAAGCUUGGAGUGCAUGGCGAUGAUGAUCCAAAUUCUUCUGAAGCUCGACAGGCUCGAUCUGGCCCGGAAGGAGCUUAAGAAGAUGCAGGAGCAAGAUGAGGACGCGACCCUCACUCAGCUGGCUACUGCCUGGGUGAACCUGGCUAUCGGCGGUGAGAAGCUCCAAGAUGCCUAUUACAUCUUCCAAGAGAUGGCAGAUAAAUGCUCCCCCACGCUCCUCCUGCUUAACGGACAGGCAGCCUGCUACAUGGCUCAGGGCAAGUGGGACGAUGCAGAGGGAGUGCUUCAGGAGGCACUGGACAAGGACAGCGGCCAUCCCGAAACCUUGAUCAACUUCGUUGUCCUGUCACAGCACUUGGGCAAACCACCAGAGGUCACAAACCGCUACUUGUCACAGUUGAAAGAUGCACAUAAAAAUCAUCCGUUCAUAAAGGAGUAUCAAGCAAAGGAGAAUGACUUCGACCGACUAGCCAUGCAGUAUGCCCCCAGUGCAUGAGGAGAGGGGAAGGAGCCUGCGGACCUGCUCUGUGGUAUCUGGGAAGUGGGGUUGAUACUCAAAGCCUCUCUGGUAACAUGGAAAAAUGCCCUCUGCAUCUUGGUCUGGCUUAACUCAGUGUGGCAGGGUCUUGUAACCCAGCAAAGCCGUUGCUGAAGUUGUAUAUAACGCGUAGCUACUCAAAUUUGGUAGCUGAAAGGCCUGCGUUCUGGCUUACUCGGUUCCUGAGCUCUGUUUAAAAUACAGUGCGAAUCCAGAGUUGCAACACUGUACCUUAAACAUUCCUAAUAAAGCCUUUUCUGGAUCUCUGUGCCCCCUAA
Messenger RNA from Oxyura jamaicensis (ruddy duck), 1293 nucleotides. RefSeq names its product COPI coat complex subunit epsilon (gene COPE). The record is from RefSeq and is a predicted model, not a curated record. Gene Ontology annotation, biological process: retrograde vesicle-mediated transport, Golgi to endoplasmic reticulum; intra-Golgi vesicle-mediated transport; endoplasmic reticulum to Golgi vesicle-mediated transport. NCBI's taxonomy places the organism in Eukaryota, Metazoa, Chordata, Aves, Anseriformes, Anatidae. Bases 53 to 973 code for a protein of 306 amino acids. The transcript is spliced from 10 exons. Gene Ontology annotation, molecular function: protein binding; structural molecule activity. Gene Ontology annotation, cellular component: COPI vesicle coat.